CUGGAGUUGUCCGCCGUCGGCGCAGGGGAGGAGGGUUUGAUGCUGCCUGACUUCGGCGGGUCGGAAGGGUUAGGGUGACUCAUCAGCAGCUCCACACCCCUCCCCUCAACUCCGAAUUCGCGACAUGGCUGCCGUGUGGAGAGCUCGUAUUUUCCUGGAUUGUGUGGUUCGCUUCUCCGACCGAGAACUGCAAUAAUCUCCGAUCGUUCAGCUCUGUCAGGCUUGGUUACUCUCCGGGAGGUCGGCAGGCCCUUCCAAAGCUAUGCAGGUAGACAGUGAAAAAGAUAACUAUACUGGUGUCAUUGCUGAAGAAAACGAAGGGUCUGAUGAAGCAAACCUUCAGGAGGAACUUGAUGUGUUUCGAGCCCAAUGGAUGUCUGAGCUGAAUCCAAAUGGAAGCUCCAAUGGAUCUGGCAUGGAGCCUGGUAACGUCUCUGGCAAGAAAUUUUCUUUCAAGUCUUCAGGUAUAAAGGGGAAACAGGAGCUUGCUUGUGAAGAAAAGGCCAAAGAACUGUUCCUGAAAGCAGUUGAACAAGAACAGAAUGGAGCAGUCUAUGAAGCCAUCAAAUACUAUCGGAGGGCCAUGCAACUUGUACCUGACAUUGAAUUCAGGAUCAACUAUGUCCAUUCUCCCGAAAGUGAUGGAAAUGGCAAAGCUUACAAAGAAGAUAAAGGGAAAGCCAAGGAAAUAACUGAUCUGUUACCAUACUUUCAACAUCAGCUCAGCUUACAGGACUCUUUCCACAAAAUAUGUCAGCCUGAGUUUGGUGUGAAUCAGACACAUAUAUCAGAGCUCCCAUUUGAAGUCCUCAUGUAUGUAUUUCGAUGGGUUGUGUCAAGUGAUUUGGACCUACGAUCUCUAGAACAAUUGUCCAUGGUCUGUCGAGCAUUUUAUAUUUGUGCGAGAGAUCCUGAAAUCUGGCGUUUGGCCUGUCUGAAGGUAUGGGGAAGAGCAUGCAGUAGUUUGGUUCUGUACAGCUCUUGGAGACAAAUGUUUCUGGAAAGACCACGAGUCCGUUUUGAUGGUGUUUAUAUCAACAAGACAACCUAUAUACGUCAAGGAGAGGAGUCUCUUGAUGGUUUUUACAGAGCUUGGCAUCAGGUAGAAUACUACAGAUAUCUGCGAUUCUUCCCAGACAGUCAAGUAAUAAUGCUGACCACGCCAGAGGAUCCUCAAUCCAUCAUCCCUCGUUUAUCUGUCAGGUCUCCAAGAAUGGAUGCUGUUCUCUUUGGUCACUAUCGUCUCUCUCAAGAAACAGAUAACCAGACCAAAGUAUUUGCUGUUCUGGCUAAGAAGAAGAAAGAGGAGCAGAAAACUCCAGACUAUCAGAAAUACAAAUAUUACCGCCGUGCUCCUGCUUCCUCUGAGACAGAACAUAGUUUUCAUGUGGGAUUGCAGCUUUGCUCCAGUGGCCGACAACGAUUUAACAAACUUAUCUGGCUUCAUCACUCAUGCCUGAUUACCUACAAGUCAACUGGUGAGACUGCUGUUACCACAUUUGACAUUGAUAAAAUGUACACCCCUUUGUUCUUUUCUCGUGUGAAGAGCUUUACAGCAUUUGCUGAAACUCCUCUUUAAUUUGAUCCAACCUGUCAAUUUAGGUCUAGAUUCAAGGCAAAGCACUUUUAUCUUCUACCUUUUGCAUGAGUGGUGUGGCAUUAACUCUACAAGAGGAAGCUGCUUUUUGGGUUUAUAUAGGAUAUUGCUGAACCAGUGCAUUAUUUUUUAAAGGAGAGUGUUGCAAAAAUAAAGUCUGAAAUCUUAAAAGUUUCAGUAUGUUGAAUCACAGACUGAUUUCUUUAAGAGAUAUGCAUUAAGAAAGUUAAAUGAUCUGUAAUUAGACUCGGGGCUUUAAAUACAAAUCUUGAGGCUAUUGUCUUUCGCAUUGUUUCAAUUUUACUGCCAAUACAUUGGUACUGUCAGAAUUUUUACACUGGGUUAUGAGAAUGUAACUGUCAGUGAACUGUCUCAUUUUUAUUACAAAUGGAAUAAUUCAUGUUAUCUGAGACUCUGCUGGACAACAGUCAUUGUCUUUUCAUGUCAUCUGACUUCAAAACUUUAAUUGAUUUUGAGAUUUUUUUCAUUAUUUACUUAAACUGAAAUUAUGUUUGGAUACCAAGAAAAUAAAUGUUUUCUUCCAAUUGG
Molecule: messenger RNA, 2146 nt
Organism: Hemiscyllium ocellatum (epaulette shark)
Lineage: Eukaryota; Metazoa; Chordata; Chondrichthyes; Orectolobiformes; Hemiscylliidae
Gene: fbxo9
Product: F-box protein 9
Exons: 13
Coding region: 263-1579 (438 amino acids)
Biological process (GO): SCF-dependent proteasomal ubiquitin-dependent protein catabolic process
Cellular component (GO): SCF ubiquitin ligase complex
Molecular function (GO): protein binding
Source: RefSeq, a predicted model, not a curated record